CGGGCAUGUUCGUUUGUACAUGGCACGGUGCCCCGGAACAGCAGAGCUUGCGAAAUUAGACAAUUCCAUUGGUCCUUAACCGAUAUCUCCAUACUCACUGGGCACCGGGCCAUGCGAAAUGAAUUCUUCAAUUGUUGACUGACGUCAGGGAAGCGCCAUUCCUUAGCUUUGGCGCGUUCACAUCAAAAUCAAAAGAUCUCUGCUUUAAGGGAAGUAGCUACAAGCCCUUCGUUCCUCUGUACGUUUAGAAAAAAAAAUGUCUUUUCGCCACAAAUCCAGACGCACCAAUGCUGAAUAUAACGGAGAUGAAAAUAGGAAUAGGGGCCCUUCAAGGUGGUCCAACUGCCGGAAACGGGGAGCUGAUGGCAGUAUGAGAUCAAAUGGGGACUUGGACUCAACUGGUACCAGUGAUCUGAAGAUGAAUGCUAACCACAGACCUGUUAGUUUUACCACUCCUGAAAGUGAAGGUCCAGUUCCUAGAUGUGCGGAUUGGGGGAGUGAAGUGGAGACUGACGAAAGGCGCUCAAGUGUCCGUCGGGAUAUGCAACGUUACAGGCGGAGGAUACUAACAUCAGAUUUUGGUCCAAGGGAACGAAAGAACUCUUCUGGGAGCUCAGAGUCCAGAGACUCUCCUGUCCCCGGUGAGGUCAUGGAGGAGGAUGAGGAAGUCCUGAUGAGGAGGCAGAAACAGAUCACCUACGGGAAGAACACACUCGCCUACGACAGAUACAUCAAGGAAGUACCCAAGCACUUGAGGCAGCCGGGAGUUCAUCCUAAGACUCCCAACAAGUUUAAGAAGUACAGCCGGCGCUCAUGGGACCAGCAGAUUAAGCUGUGGAAGGUGAAGAUUCACGCGUGGGAUCCCCCAGCCCUGGAAGGCAGUGAGCUGCAGGCCAUAGAGGAGGUUGACUUGGAUGAUGUCAUGGAUAUUGAGCUGGACUUCCCUGAGCUGGAUUCAGACUCGAGCGCACAGCCUCUUAAAGUCAGCAAUGCCUCUUCGUCUCAACCGGACUCCUGCCAAGGGACUCCCAGCAAGAUGAUGAAAAUAGAUGCAUCAGUUGAUCUUGACAUGGCCUAACUGUUGUGCAUUGAAAGACAAUCCAUGGCGAUCACCCUAGCAGGAAAAAAAUUAUUGAAUGCUUAAUUAAAAUUCCAGGAUAAAUUCAUGAUUAAAUUCAAGUCAGUGACCUGAAUUGUAUAUAGUUACAAUUUUCUUAUGUUGUGCUGUGGAUGCUUGCAUUUUAUAAUUGUUAAUGACUUUAUGUUAAGAAAAUAAAUUUAUUGUGAGUAGUUGGGAGUGUAAAUUUGACUGCGUUUAGACAGGCAGGCCAAAUCAGAUCUUUUUCUUCUCUAUCAGAUCAGCUCUGAAAAAGAUCUGAUGUGGUAGGUAAAAAUGACCAAUUAGAAAAAAAUAUCAGAAUUUGGCAGCCUGUGUAAAUUGUUUUGAAAUACAAUGUUGUACUAUAUUUUGAAGGGUUAUGUUGGCAUUGAGAUUUUUAUAGGCAGUUUUUAAAAAAUAAAUGAAGUUAUGCGUCAA
Oncorhynchus mykiss (rainbow trout) is the source of this 1537-nucleotide messenger RNA. RefSeq names its product stem-loop histone mRNA binding protein (gene slbp). Gene Ontology annotation, biological process: mRNA 3'-end processing by stem-loop binding and cleavage; mRNA transport. NCBI's taxonomy places the organism in Eukaryota, Metazoa, Chordata, Actinopteri, Salmoniformes, Salmonidae. Gene Ontology annotation, cellular component: histone pre-mRNA 3'end processing complex; cytoplasm. The record is from RefSeq and is a predicted model, not a curated record. Gene Ontology annotation, molecular function: histone pre-mRNA stem-loop binding; mRNA binding.